Messenger RNA from Onthophagus taurus, 5568 nucleotides. It is a transcript of the gene Dora, whose product is annotated as zinc finger SWIM domain-containing dorado. Gene Ontology annotation, molecular function: zinc ion binding. Lineage: Eukaryota; Metazoa; Arthropoda; Insecta; Coleoptera; Scarabaeidae. The record is from RefSeq and is a predicted model, not a curated record. Gene Ontology annotation, cellular component: Cul2-RING ubiquitin ligase complex.
UGCGGAGGAGCCGCGGCCGACGACGACGACCAUAAAGGGCCUCCUUUGCGAGAGGGUCAAGCAAGGUGUUUCGCGGCUCCCCUUCUUUCAGGGGGCUCCUUUGUCCGAAAGGUGGCGGGUGCGGGGGGCCUCGGCGCGAGCGGCACGGGCGGCGCGGCCGACGUGCCCGCGGCCCUACUUGACUGGGAGGACGGCGACCGGUUCAGCUUCGAGGAUUCGGAUCGUUUCGAAGAGGAUUCCCUGUGCAGCUGGAGCUCAGAACCCGAAAGCGUUUGCAACAAUUGGAGAGGAUGGAAGAAACCUGUCAAUGCAUCGGCCUCCUACACUUUCGGUACCAACGGAAAGAAGACCGUCGACGACUUACCAUCAUUAACAGAGCUCGCCGCAAAAUGCGUUGCUUCUCAUAUUCCCUUCGAAUUGGUAGAACACGUGUAUCCCCCUGUUCCGGAACAAUUACAGCUGAGGAUAGCUUUUUGGAGCUUUCCGGACAACGAGGAAGAUAUUCGAUUAUAUUCUUGUCUUGCUAACGGAUCGGCUGAUGAAUUUGCAAGAGGAGAACUUCAACAUCGGAGUCAAUGUGUUAAAGAUCCUUUGCAAAUAGGUUUCCAUUUAAGUGCAACAGUUAUAGGACAACCAAAUCGCACUGGCGAUCAUAAUGUAGCGGUAACAUUCGACAGACGACGAAUAUCAUCUUGUAAUUGCACGUGUAAUUCAUCUGCUUAUUGGUGCUCACAUGUUGUAGCUGUUUGUCUGACAAGGAUACAUUGGCCUCAUCUGGUGACUUUAAGAGCCCCUGUGUCUGAGUCGUUAUCGCGAUUACAUCGGGAUCAACUACAAAAGUUUGCCCAGUAUCUUAUCAGCGAGCUACCCCAACAAAUCCUGCCGACUGCGCAGCGAUUAUUAGACGAACUUCUUGGUUCACAACCUUCGGUUAUUAAUUCUGUGUGUGGUGCUCCUGAUCCAACCGCUGGGGCGUCGAUCAGCGAUCAAACUUCGUGGUAUUUAGAUGUUAAAGCGUUACACGGGAACAUUAAGAAGAUUUUGAUUAAAUUUUGUGUACCAGCACCGAUAGUUUUUAGUGAUGUUAAUUAUUUAAGUACAACAGCCCCGCCAGCUGCUGCAGAAUGGACUUCUUUAUUGCGGCCACUUCGCGGACGAGAACCCGAAGGGAUGUGGAAUUUGUUGAGUAUCGUAAGAGAAAUGUUCAAGAGAAACGAUCGAAAUGCUAUACCAUUAUUGGAGAUAAUCACCAAAGAAUGUAUGGCUUGCGAGCAGAUUUUACUUUGGUGGUUCAACACAAAAGUAGCUUUAUUAAACGGAGGAUCUGGUUAUGGAGGAAGCGGCGGGGGGAAACAUAAUAACGUAAACAGUAAUACACAUGCUUCGCAACACGCUUGUUCAUCGCUUUGCGAUGAAGUCGUCGUUCUUUGGAGAUUAGCUGCGCUAAACCCGGGUUUAUCCCCGCAAGAACGCGAUAUGCUCCAUAGCCAAUUUACCACGUGGCAUCUAAAGAUAAACGAAAAAGUGAGUAAGUGUCGCAAUUCGACUUCAUCGCAAUCAAAUGGGAACAAAAAUGGAAGUUUGAAAACGGAUUUAGAAGUGUUUACUGGAUUUAAACCGGCCAUUGAGGCAUGUUAUUUAGAUUGGGAUGAUUACCCAAUGCCAGGGAUAACUUACACUGAAGAUAGUAAUCCAAUGUAUCACUGUCCGUUUACGUGUUUUAGACACAAUGGGGAUUCAAAAACUGAAACAACAACACAAGUUAAUUCAAGUAAAGCAGUUUUGAAUUGUGAGCAUUUGCAUAGUUCCUCAAUACGCGCUUUUAGCCACCACCACCAUAAUAAUAUGAAUAAUAUCAACAAAACUCGGCCGCAUUUUGAUUAUAUCGACGUUGAUUUAUUAAGAAUUCCUCCUGAUUUGGAUUAUAGAAACUGUCGAGGAGUUGGAUUAUCAAGAGAUGGAAAUAGAUCGAGUGUUAGUAGUGAGGGUUUUUGUGAAAACGAAGAUGAAAUGAGGUUGUGUAAAAGACGAGGUUUUUUGUUGAAUUCUUUAGAUCGGGAUUCUCAAGAAGGAAAUGGAAGUGAUUCAGGUAGCACUAGCAGCAGUAGCAAUCAAGAUACAGCGACUUCUUUACAACAAUCGAGUAGUGUCAGUGAAGAUAGCGACUCGAAGAAUGUACCGAGCGCUUCGAGUGUUGUUAAGAAAAACGAAGAAUGUGAAGAAGGAAUUAUAGUGCAGAAUUUUUCAAGGCGAGCUUCAAAAGACGAAUCUAGUUCUUCAAAUUCUGGGGAUGAAUACAACGUUUAUUAUUACAAUGCCAAAGAUGUUAGUGGAUCGAGUGAGCAACAAAAAGAUUUAAAAACGGCGGAAGAUUCCGAGAAUAAAACUAUUUUUGGAGGUAUUCGAAAAUCUGACGAUCCUUGGGAUGUUCUUUUUGCGCGCGCAGAAGGUUUACACGCUCACGGACAUAGCAGAGAAGCAUGUACUUUGGCUGUGAAAUUAGCUGAAGAAUUAUUAGCAAAUCCGCCGGAUUUAAUGAUUGAUAUUCCACAUAUUCCUAAGAAAAAAGGGCGAAAGCAAGUAAAUCCAGCUUCGCAUCAGUUGAGUUGUUUGGCAUCGGCCACUCUUUCAAAGUGCGCAUUUUUGUGUUCCGUUUUAUCUGAAAACCCAGAGCAUUAUCACAUAGCUUUCCGCAUGGGUAUGUUUGGUUUAGAAAUGGCUCGACCUCCAGCCAGUACAAAACCGUUAGAGGUGAAAUUAGCUAAUCAAGAAAGCGACUUGGUUAAUUUAUUAAAAAAGAUUCCUCUUGGAUAUCGAGAAAUGGAUAUUAUUCGGGAAAAAGCUCAACAAUUAAAAGAAGGAAGCUUGAAAUCUCGUGGCGAAGCUCUCCUUCCGAUUAUGUUGGCCAGUUUUAUUUUUGAUGCUUUGGUAAUGCCAUCUUUUGUCGGUCGCGAUCGAAAUCGGGUACUGAAUCUUCGAUUAGGAACAGACGAACCGCUCGGAUUUGAAGCGGCCGUUGCUGCCCUUGGAUUAAAAGCCAACGUUUCCGAAGCAGAUCAUCCGUUACUAUGCGAAGGUACGAGACGACAAAGAGGUGAUUUGGCAAUUACUUUGUUGGUGUUUUACAAAGACGACGCGUGGAAAAUCGCACGGAUUAUGGAGAGAUUAUUGGAUAAGGACGUUCAUCAAUUAUUAAAAACACCUAUCAUAAGCUCUUAUUAUACAAGUAAUCCUCCAGUGAGGCGACAAGUUUAUAACUUUCAUCGUGAAGAUAAUGAUAAAGUUAUUCCGUUGAACUCAUUUAUUCCUCCAACUGAAAUGAUGUCGCACGAUAUAAGUAACAGUCGUCCACAUAGUUCUACAAGUGCGGAAGUUGAACAAGGCAUUGCUGCACUUUCAUUAGGUCCUACAACAUCAACAGUUCCAACACAAACGCCAAGCGUUCAAAUAACACGGACAAAAGAAUCCCGUUAUAAAGGUAAAAGAGCAUAUCCUUCGAUUCCAAAUCAACCCUCAGAAGCGGGAGCUCACUUUAUGUUUGAACUCGCAAAAACUGUCUUAACUAAAGCGGGUGGUAAUAGUAGCACUUCUUUAUUCACCACAACAACAAGUAGUCAAAAUCAUCACGGACCAAACCGAGCCCUACACAUGUGCGCUUUCCAACUGGGACUUUACGCUUUGGGAUUACAUAAUUGCGUUAGUCCUAAUUGGUUAAGUAGAACUUAUUCGUCACAUGUAUCUUGGAUUACUGGUCAAGCAGUCGAAAUUGGAGCUGCGGCGAUUAGUUUUUUGAUUGAUACUUGGGAAGGUCAUUUAACACCACCUGAAGCAGCGAAUAUGGCUGACAGGGCUUCACGUGGAAGCGACCCAAAUACUGUUAGGGCAGCAGCGGAGUUAGCGUUGUCUUGUUUGCCGCACGCUCACGCGUUAAAUCCUAACGAAAUAACCAGAGCUAUUUUACAGUGCAAAGAACAAAGUGAUAUUAUGCUAGAACAUGCUUGUUUGACGGUUGAGAAUGCAGCGAAAGGUGGUGGGGUGUAUCCAGAAGUUUUAUUCCAAGUUGCGAAAUAUUGGUAUGAAUUAUACGUCCAUCAUACACCGGGAGGUGAUCAAAUUAUUGAAAAUGACGUUCCACAUGAUCCUUUGUUAGAUGGCCAUGGUCAACUUGUUUUGAUUGAACCUGGACCGGAAAUUUUACCUCCACAAAACCCAACUCCGGUUGUUGUCACGACAGCUCCACCUCAACCGUAUCAACACCCGGCUAUAACAACUUUAGCUGCACCUAUUGGGGUUUCAAUGCCAUACGCUGUAGCUCCGUAUAGUUUUACCGUUCAGGGCAUCCACCCUCAGCUGAGCUAUGGAGGCCCUAUACACCCCCACGCUGUUCAGCUCCAUCAACCAGGUCACGUUCAAAUGUAUCUUUCCCCACCACAAUAUCAAUAUCCACCCCAUACAGCUAAUCAACAAUUUUCAAAUUCUCCCCAACAAAACUAUCCACCCAUUCAAACCAAUUUACCACCAUCAAUUCAAAACGGAUCCCCUCAAUAUCAACAACCCAAUUACGGCCCACCGCCAACGCAAGCGACUUCGUUUCAAAAUAUCCCACCGAAUCCGACUACUCCAAUGCAGUAUUACGGAACGGCGGUCACGAUUGCUCAAUCAGCGAACAUGAGAUCAGCACCGGUUUAUCCACUAUCGUUGCCACCAGGCGGUGGAAAUAUCGUCCAGCAACCCCCAGCACAAGCGGCGGUUCGCCAACCACACAGGCAACAACAAUUUACUCAAAUUCAACUUAGGUAUUUAUUAUCCGCUUAUGGAGCGGGGAUGUUGGCUAUGGAAACACUUUCAAGAAGGGUCCAUGAUGAUAGACCUCAAGCGAAAUAUGCAAGAAAUCCACCAUAUGGAGAAGAUGUUAAGUGGUUAUUAAGGAUUUCUAGACAUUUAGGUACACAAUAUCUUCAACAAUACUGUUUAUGCGCAGUAAAUUCAUUAGUGAGUCCUUUCGUUUUAUACGAUGUGGCAAUAGAAUCAGCCCAAUACUUAGGAAGACAUAAUCCUGGUAUGGUAAUGCAACACUUAAGAACGACGCUACUGUCUCUCAUACAAAAGUGCCAGCAAAUGUACAUACAGUGCAUGCACCAAAAACUCUAUCAUUUAACCUCAGCUGACUACGAAGAUUUCGUGAGCAUAGUUUGCGCGGCAAGAGCAGCGUUCCAAAUCACACCCGAAGGGAGCACACAAUUUAAAGAGUGGCUCCAAUCCAUCAAACGAUCGAAAUCUUGCAAAAAGGAUCUUUGGACGCAAAUUAACACCGCUCUUCAAGCGAAUGGUAAAUGACAAAGGACGGAGGCGGUCUCGAUACCGACCAGCGAGAGCAUGGACAUAUCGCAGCAACCGCAAGUCUGCACGUUUCCACACGCAAUCAUCGCACCGCCAAUUCCGACUUAUAUCGCCGCGGAACAUCUUCAUUUUUCGGUGGUUACCGUAAAUGAACAACAACAACAAAUUCAACAACAACAACAAAUUCAACAGCAACAACAAAUUCAACAGCAACAACAAAUUCAACAA